AUGGAUGAAGUUGUGGACAUUUCGUUAUUGGACAAAAGUCGUAGUUCCCUCCGUUGUUUAGUCUGUGGACUCCGUGGCGGUUGCAUUCAAUGUGUCAGUGGCCGCUGCGCCAAAGCUUUUCAUGUGCUUUGUGCAUUUCGAUCUCCAUCGAAUAUGAUCUUUACUGGAUAUAAUAUUGACAAUCAACAGGUCUAUCAUUGCAAAACGCAUUUGUCCGACGUCUCGACGGCAAAGUAUGAAAUGGUGGAUCAAUCGUGGUGGAAAUUUCCUGAGGUGCAGAAAUUUGUCGAGGUGCAUCCAGCUACAAGCGAUACGAAAUGUCGCUUUUGCAGUAACAAAGUGAGUAUGGCGAAUAAAGAAGGACAUGAGACGCAGUGUUUACUUGGGUACUUGGCCAGGCAAGAUGCCCAAAAGAGAAAACAGGAGCUGCACAAGCUUGGACUGAAACCGACCGAAAUCUCGUACAAGAAAAACGAUGAGUCGUUUUUGAAGAAAGCAAGCCGCAAGACACGCAGUAAGAGCAAGCCAAUGAAUGGCAAGUAUCAACGGCAAGCGACACCAAUGCGGGCGUGUCCGGAGUGUGGUGAAACAGUGCGACAGACCUUGAUGAUGGGACACUUGAGAAAUAGCUGUCCUAAGAGCCGCCACGCGGUAAAACGCAGGAACAUGAUGUCACCGAGGAAUUGUUCCGCAGGCGUCAAAGGCGAUGCUGAGACUGCAGAUUUGACGGAUGUAUUGUUUGCCUCUUGGCCAGGACAGAAUAGUGGAGCUCCAAUGGAUUCGACAUACUUUUGGAAAAUUGUCGAAAACCAUUUUUUCAGCAGUAGUUUGCUCGAGAAGAAGCGCACGGAACUUAUGUCAAAAAGUUUAUGCGGUUUGAAAUUAGAGGAUGUUAUGAAAGCCUCGCAUCGACGGCCUUUGCAAAUGUCCGAUAUCCAUUGUCGCGAUACGAUUCGAUUGGAACGAAAUAUGGAAGACCCAAAACAGCCUUUGUUGCUCUCAGCGUCUGCUCACAAGUGCGACUUUUUUAUGCGAGCAAGUCAUUGUCGUUGCCCAAGCGAUCCCGCUGCCAAGCCAUGGAUUGAGAUUUGCCAUAAUCCCGAGUGCGGGAGGCUAGUUACCAGACAGGGUGUUGAUUUGGAGUUUAAACACGUUCAAGACGGUUCCGAAGUCGAUAUAGCUGUGCUGUUAAAAAAUGGGGAGAACACAGCAGUUGAUUGCAGAUAUUCCAUGCGCGUUGUGAGGGAAGGCACUAUGAGUCAGCUGGCCGCGGAUAAUGGGACGUUUGCGAGCACUUUCCAGCAUGACGCUUUGUCCACUUUGGUCGGAUUCGACAUGCAGACAAACAAAGUGCCUUUGGCAAAGGAAGAUAAGUUGCUGAUAUCACUCACUGCUUGCAGCCAAGUUCAGGAGGCCUUGGUUGAAAAACCGCGGGAGAGUAUCUCGCAAGUAGCGCCUAUUGUAACGCUUCUCGGUGACAUCGCACUGACGGAUGGCUUAACACCAGCUAUUAAUCUUCUUAUAGAGCAUUUCAAAGAUGCGAUGAAACAAAACCGCUAUCGUAUUCGUACGCUUUACAAGAAGUUGCAAGGAAAUGAGAGUGCCAAUAACAAUUUUUGGCUGUCGGCACAGAUUACUGACUUGUACUAUCGCGAAUUUGCAGCUUGGAAGAGGCUAUGCUUAAGCUUAUUAGUCGGUUACAGUUCUGUUGACCAACUUGAAAUCGAUAACGAGACGACAACUGAAAGUGAAAAACAAGAGAAUGUGACGGAACAUGAAGACGCUGCAAUUGAUGAUGGUACCUGCGUCGUGUGCUUUGACGGCCAGUCACCAGAAGCAAAUCCGAUUAUUUUCUGUGAUCGUUGUGAGCUCGCAGUUCAUCAGCGCUGUUACGGAAUGGCUAAGGUUCCUAGCAAUGAAUUUAUUUGUGAUCGUUGUUUAGUCACGCGUGAAGGGCUGGACCCGGCAAGGGAUGUUUUUUGCCAGCUUUGCUCUUUGAGUGACGGUGCAUUUAAACGCACUAUUGACGGGAAGUGGGUUCACGUAAUGUGUGCGUUAUGGUGUCCGAAAGUGUGGAUUGGCAACUUGUCCAAUCUUUCGGAUAUUAAUUUGGUAGGUACUUCAAAUCAAGUACGAUUUAUGAACUCAGUGGACGAAGUUAGUAUGCGCACGAAGCUAGCUUCGGGUAACCAACAUGCAACUCCAAAAGCUGACGAGCAAUGGGACGUUCCUGCAAUUGAAUUGGGCAGUCUGUGCGUGCACUGCAGAGUCGCUUGUGGUCGUACGAUCCAGUGUUGCCAUCCAGGGUGUUCGACGUCUUUCCAUCCCCUGUGCGGAUGGUUUGAUGGCUUGCCCAUGACCGUAUCACUUGGAAAUGACCGAUACCUGUAUGCCGGUGGCGGAGCUGGGCUUAAGUUUCAGCUUUUCUGCUCGAGUCAUUUGCCUGGAAAUUAUGCUGUAUCGGAUCAGCUAGCCCAGCGACGUCGGCGAGCGCGGUUUCGGAUUGAUUCCUUCUUCGUCAUGCGACACAAGGAAAAUUACAGCAAUCGUGCGAAGAAACAGCCAGAUGAUGAGUCUUCCUUGUUGUCUGGAUCGAUUGUUCAAGCAGUGCUUUCAGUUGAGAGCAAGAUAACUGCUACGAAAGAUGACCCCAAUAUGACGGAUUGGACCGACAUGACGGUUUGCUCAGCGUGUUUCGAGUAUUGUUCGCCCAUUGUAGGGGAUCUGAUGGACACAAAUUUGCUACAUCGGAGGCAGUUCAUGAUACGUUGCCAGUACUGCAAUGUUUAUAUUCACCCUGAUUGCUGUAUUUCGGACAUUGGGUCAUCCGCUACGAUAUUUAGAAGUAACUGGAUCUGUGAGCGGUGUACGCAAGCAGGCGGGAAGGAGGCACCUGAGUGUGUUGUAUGUGCUAAGGCAACCGAUUAUAUGAUGCCUUGCGUCGAUCCGCCUGUCUCAACGGAUCAGCUGAACGUGCAAGCGCUUUUGGACUCAAAAUCAGCGCUAACGUUACCUUGCCCAACCCCGGGUGGCGGCCAGCAACUUUGGCUGCAAGCACACCAGAAUAUGCAGCGAAAACAGCAAGGAUCGAUCAAUUUUGACAGCAGCAAGCACACUCCACAGGGAAAAGACAGUAAUGGAACAUAUCAUCCUUCUUUGACCAGAUGGAUUCAUGUGUACUGUGGCAAGUGGCAAAAGACCAGAACGGUCAGGAGACAUCACAUACUCUGUGCCUACGCUCCUAGCGUGAAGUCUGAUGGCAUGGCAACACGAUGCGAGCUUUGCGAUAAGAAGGAGGGGAUACUUGCGAACUGUGCUCAGUGUCAUCGUCAAUUUCACCCAAUAUGUGCGGCACAAAAGAAGUUGUAUUGCGCUCGACUACAUCGCACCGAGUGGAAAUUCUACUGUGAGGCUCACCCUCCACCUGGCGCGGCUUUCGAUGAAACCCGCCAAUCUUGGAUCACCCAUGAAAUACUAGGCCAACUGCAAGACCUUCGUCGCUCGCUUGAGCGUGGAAGACUGCUGCUAGAAAUGUCUCGCCAACGAGAUCGCCAGCAGAAACGUUUGCUUAAUUUUUGCAAGCUACCGCUCAUGGAAGCAUCGAUCGAAGUGAUUUUGAAAAAGCGUCCGACCGCACAGAUGAAGGAGAUUUAUCACGACCUGACGGGAGAAACGCUGACUGACUUUUCCCGUCGUGCUAAAGCACCGCAAGCGUCGCCACGCAGCUCACGAAGCCGGGUAAGAAGCGGUCCGCGUACUGUAGUGAGAGAUCGCUCUAUCCGUGCGGCUAAACGCUCAUCUACUCAAGCAGCAAUCACUUCUGACGGGAACUUUAAGCGCCGUCGAACACGCGCUGAUAUUGAUCGAUCCAGCGUGGGUUAUCAUAGUGAACGCCCACGGUCUCGGCGAAAGUCUUUAUGCUUAAACCAUACCCCGGACGAUGAAGUCAUCGUAGAUGGAGAUGAAGAUGACAACGAGGUAGAAGCUUUGAAAAAUGUGUGGACAAGUUUGGCAGUACCUACGGAAUGUGACGAUUUUGAUUGUAUCGUUGCCGAGCUUUAUCCUGAAUUGAUGGAUUAG
Messenger RNA from Peronospora belbahrii, 4080 nucleotides. NCBI's taxonomy places the organism in Eukaryota, Oomycota, Peronosporomycetes, Peronosporales, Peronosporaceae. The record is from the annotation of a GenBank genome assembly.